CACUGACAUUGACAUUCAUGACCAGUUUGUUUGGCAUAUAACCAAACAAAAUUGUCAUAUUUAUAAUGAUUUCCUACAUUGCUGAGUCUCAUUAUCACGGUCGUUUCCCGUUAGAAAACACUGAAGGCCAAGUUUUAUUCCAUGGGAAUAAUUACAUAACAGGAGUACCUUGUUUCGUGAUAUCCGUUCGGGCCCACCAAUCGCGUUUACGACAUGACUGUUUAUAGUAAAUGCAAAGUCCUUUUCAAGAAGUAUCCUCUUUUACGAGGAGUGGCGUCUUAUAGUAUUAUCUGGCCUACGUCCAGCCUCAUACAGCAAACGUUUGAGGGCAAGGAUUUAGAAAGCUAUGACUGGUGGAGGUGUGCUCGUUAUGGCUUGUAUGGGUCGUGCUAUGUUGCACCAACACUCUACACUUGGUUGACAGUUGCCAGCAUAAUGUGGCCUGGAAAUACUAUAAGAGCUGGCAUUAUUAAGACAUUUGUUGAAACUAUCACAUACACACCAUGUGCAAUGUGUAGUUUUUAUUUCGGAAUGAGCCUUUUGGAAAUGAAGCCACUGAAUGAAGCUAUAGCAGAAGUCCAAUCAAAAUUCUGGCCUACAUAUAAGGUUGGAGCAUCAGUUUGGCCCGCUGUAGCCAUGAUCAACUUCUGCCUCAUCCCCGCAAGGAACAGGGUGCCCUUCAUCAGCCUGUGCAGCCUGGUGUGGACCUGCUUCCUGGCCUACAUGAAGCAUUUAGAGAAGGAAAAAGUUCCUAACAGCAUGAUGCCAUCAUCUACAAAACUCCUAAAAAUUCAUAUAUAAAACAGGUUACAUUUUAUAGGGAAUUUAAACCACCUGUGCCUUAAAAAGGAUGCAGCUAUACCUAGAUUACCUAGAUCAAAAUUGUAGUUUAAGCAUAAUGACGAGUGUGAUAUAAUUUAUUAUUAAGAUUGAUAUGAAUACUAGUAUUAAUCUGUAUUUAUUACAAGUAUUAAUCUUUGUAUUAAGAAUGCAUCAUUAUUGUUACAAAUUGAACUGUUAAUAUUAUAACAUGUAUAAGACACUGUUGGGUAUCUGUGAUAUUUUUAUAUUAUUUAUUUUAGAAUUGCAACAAAACACUGGGAUCUGAUGUACAUUGUACAUUUUAAAUUUAUUUACAUGUUUAACACGUGUACUAGAGUAUAUUAUUGUUGAAAGUACACAGUAUUUUUAUUGGUGUUGUUAGUACCAAGUUGCAUUCGUGACCAAGCUAUUAAUUCUGAAAAACCAUUACAUCAUCACAAAAUGAAGGAAGGAAUUUUAUAAAUCAUACUAGAUAUGAUGAUAAUAAUCGUACAAGUUUGUAUAAGAUCAGUUAAAAACUUAAGGGAAGAAUAAAUAUAAUCUGAGACUAGACCUUUGUCUGGUGACACGGGUAGACGGCGCGUCUGACAAAAUCGGUCGAUUUCGUUCAGCAAGUCACACAACACGUGGUUAACACGGAGUAGUUGAGCUGCUUAAACUACACGUGUCUGCCGAUUCUGCCAGAUAUAUUGAGGAAAGUUUGGCAAGGUUACGCCACUUGUGCCUCAUUGUCUGACGCUGAUGCCAACUUGUGAAUAAGCGGGUUUGGAAGUUAUUCCUUCAAUGUUAAAUUUAUGAAUAAAAUUUACAGGUACCUAUUUAA
Messenger RNA from Cydia pomonella (codling moth), 1645 nucleotides. Its product is annotated as mpv17-like protein. Bases 214 to 801 code for a protein of 195 amino acids. The transcript has 4 exons. The record is from RefSeq and is a predicted model, not a curated record. Gene Ontology annotation, cellular component: membrane; cytoplasm. NCBI's taxonomy places the organism in Eukaryota, Metazoa, Arthropoda, Insecta, Lepidoptera, Tortricidae.